AUGAAUUAUUUUGGUCCAUUCAAAAUGGUUUUAUUAGGUGAAACAUAUGUAGGAAAAUCGUCUUUAGCACUACGAUUUGUCAAAGGACAAUAUUAUGAACAUGGUGGAAGUACUAUUGGUGCUGCUUUUUUUUCCCACACGUUACAAAUUGAUGAUGACUCAUCAAUGAAAAUUGAACUUUGGGAUACAGCUGGUCAAGAACGAUUCCAUGCUUUAGCUCCUAUGUAUUACCGUGAUGCUGCAGGAAGUUUAAUUAUCUAUGAUAUAACAAGUGCUGCGUCAUUUCAUCGAGCAAAAUUAUGGGUUACAGAAUUAUAUCAAACGAAUAAUAUUAAUAUGGUGAUUGCUUUAGUAGGAAAUAAAGCUGAUCUCGCCAUAGGAGAAAAACGUGAAGUUGAUAUGCGAGAAGCUAAUGAAUAUGCAGAAGUAAAUGGACUUAUUUUUAUGGAGACAUCAGCAAAAAGUGGUGAAAAUGUACACGAAAUAUUCAUGAAUAUUGCUAAAAAAGUUCUUUUAAAACAACCACUGAAUAAAUUGGAGAAACCACGUAACAUAAUUGCAUCAAAAAAAUCGCGAUCAGAUAACAGUAGCAACUGUUGCGAUAGUAAAACCAAAUGA
Adineta steineri is the source of this 618-nucleotide messenger RNA. The record is from the annotation of a GenBank genome assembly. NCBI's taxonomy places the organism in Eukaryota, Metazoa, Rotifera, Eurotatoria, Adinetida, Adinetidae.